AUGCUCUACGGGGAUUCGUCUGUAGCUUUCCUAGCCGCAGUUCGUCUAGCUAGCAGCUCGUCUGCAUUUCGCCUAGCUAACAGCUCGUCUGCAGCCUUUCUAGCUCCCAGUUCGUCUGUAGCUUUCCUAGCCGCAGUUCGUCUAGCUAGCAGCUCGUCUGCACUUCGCCUAGCUAACAGCUCGUCUGCAGCUUUCCUGGCUCCCUCUAACAGCUCGCCGGCAGCCUUCCUAGCUUGCUAUUGCCCGCCUAACAGCUCGUCAACAGCUUGGAGUUCUUCAACAAGUCGCCUAGCAGCUUUCCUAGCUCAACUUCUCAUCGCAACUUAUGUUUUUUUUAGCUCAUCUGCCCGGCUAUCUCGCAGAUCGCAAGACAAACCAUCUAGCAACCUAUAUCCUAGAUCGCUCGUCAGAUCAUCUGAUAGCUUGCCUUGCAGCUUGUUAGCAAGAUCAUUUGGUAACCUAUCUCACUGCUCGGCUCAUCAGUCAGGUCAUUUCUCUGCUAGGCAUUCAGAUCAUCUAGGAGAGCAUCCCACAGCUCCUCAACAACUCAUGAGGUCCAUCAGACUACCUAACUCACAAGCUUAGCCUUGUUUUAUAUCGUCGACGCGU
Molecule: messenger RNA, 609 nt
Organism: Arabidopsis thaliana (thale cress)
Lineage: Eukaryota; Viridiplantae; Streptophyta; Magnoliopsida; Brassicales; Brassicaceae
Exons: 4
Coding region: 1-585 (194 amino acids)
Source: RefSeq, marked reviewed